Microcebus murinus (gray mouse lemur) is the source of this 2487-nucleotide messenger RNA. It is a transcript of the gene GTPBP4, whose product is annotated as GTP binding protein 4. Gene Ontology annotation, molecular function: GTP binding. Lineage: Eukaryota; Metazoa; Chordata; Mammalia; Primates; Cheirogaleidae. The record is from RefSeq and is a predicted model, not a curated record.
GGAAGUCCCACUUGACGGCGGAAGUCCCGCCCGCCGUGCCAGAGUCCGCGUGCAACCACAGCCGGCAUGGCGCACUACAACUUCAAGAAGAUUACGGUGGUCCCGUCCGCCAAGGACUUUAUUGACCUGACAUUAUCGAAGACUCAACGAAAGACUCCAACUGUUAUUCAUAAACAUUACCAAAUUCAUCGGAUUAGACAUUUUUACAUGAGAAAAGUCAAAUUUACUCAACAGAAUUACCAUGACAGACUCUCUCAAAUUCUAACAGAUUUCCCCAAAUUGGACGACAUCCAUCCGUUUUAUGCUGAUUUGAUGAAUAUUCUCUACGACAAGGACCAUUACAAGUUGGCUUUGGGACAGAUAAAUAUUGCCAAAAAUCUAGUGGACAAUGUCGCUAAAGACUACGUGCGGCUCAUGAAGUAUGGCGACUCUCUCUACCGCUGCAAGCAGCUGAAGCGGGCGGCCCUGGGGCGGAUGUGCACCGUGAUCAAGAGGCAGAAACAGAGCCUGGAGUACCUGGAGCAAGUGCGUCAGCAUUUAUCCCGUUUGCCAACCAUUGAUCCAAACACGAGGACUCUGCUUCUGUGUGGGUACCCGAACGUUGGGAAGUCCAGCUUCAUCAACAAGGUGACCAGAGCAGACGUGGAUGUCCAGCCCUACGCAUUCACGACCAAGUCCCUGUUUGUUGGGCACAUGGACUACAAGUAUUUGCGCUGGCAGGUCGUCGAUACUCCGGGGAUCUUGGAUCACCCCUUGGAGGAUCGCAACACCAUCGAGAUGCAGGCCAUCACGGCCCUGGCCCACCUCCGCGCCGCCGUGCUGUACGUGAUGGAUCUGUCCGAGCAGUGUGGGCACGGGCUGACGGAGCAGCUGGAGCUCUUCCGGAACAUCCGACCACUCUUCGUCAACAAGCCUCUUAUAAUUGUGGCAAACAAGUGUGACGUGAAGAGAAUAGCCGAACUUCCUGAGGAUGAUCAGAAACUAUUUAUAGAUUUGCAGGCUGAAGGCUUCCCUGUGAUAGAGACCAGCACCCUGACUGAGGAAGGUGUUAUCAAAGUGAAAACAGAGGCUUGCGAUCGGCUUUUGGCUCACCGAGUGGAGACCAAAAUGAAGGGCAACAAGGUGAACGAGGUGCUGAACAGGCUGCACUUGGCCGUCCCCAGCAAGAGAGACGACAAGGAGCGGCCGCCGUUCAUCCCAGAAGGAGUGGUGGCACGCAGGAAGAGAAUGGAAGUUGAGGAGCCCAAGAAGAAAAGGGAACGAGAUCUGGAGCUGGAAAUGGGAGAUGAUUAUAUUUUGGAUCUUCAAAAGUACUGGGAUUUAAUGAAUUCUUCUGAAAAAUACGAUAAGAUACCAGAGAUUUGGGAAGGCCAUAAUGUAGCUGAUUAUAUUGAUCCAGCCAUCAUGAAGAAACUGGAAGAGUUAGAAAAAGAAGAAGAGCUGAGAACGGCUGCUGGCGAGUAUGACAGUGAGUCUGAGAGCGAGGAUGAGGAGAUGGUGGAAAUACGGCAGCUGGCAAAGCAGAUCAGAGAGAAAAAGAAGCUGAAAAUCCUGGAAUCCAAAGAAAAAAAUACGCAGGGACCCAGGAUGCCUCGAACUGCUAAGAAGGUUCAGCGGACGGUUCUGGAGAGUGAGAUGCGCAGUCUCGGUGUUGACAUGGACGGCAAGGACGACGCCCACUAUGCAGUCCAGGCGAGGAGGUCUCGGAGCGUCACCCGCAAGAGAAAGCGGGAAGACUCUGUUCCGCCCUCUUCUGUGGCCCGGAGUCGGAGCUGCUCACGGACCCCACGUGAUGUGUCUGGUCUCCGUGACGUCACGAUGGUGAAGAAGGCCAAGACGAUGAUGAAGAAAGCGCAGAGGAAGAUGAAUCGCCUGGGGCGGAAGGGGGAGGCAGACAGGCACGUGUUUGACAUGAAGCCCAAGCACUUGCUCUCUGGGAAGAGGAAAGCUGGCAAGAAGGACAGGCGGUAGUGUCCCUCCAGCACUUCCAGAUGGAGCGGCUGACGCUGUCAUGGUUUGGUCUGAUGGCUCAUAAAGUUGGGGCUAUAACCUAUGAGCUGGCAAAAACAAUAUAACUGAAGCACUUGUUGCUUUGCUGAAAACUAGUUAACCCUAUAGAUGAGGGAAGUUUUUGUCACUGCAUAAUAUUGCAGAUACUUUGGUAGAUGGUGAUUCUGCAUUCGAUGGAGUAUUGAUUGCUUCAGGUUUACAGACUGGCAUGAUUUAUUGGGAUGACCGUUUUUGAUGGAGAAGAGAACCUCAGUUUUCUCCAGAGAGGGAACUUUGUUUCAUCACACACGAAUGGUCGUUUUUUGAAGAAAGCAUCUCCCCUGUGGAUGUGCAGAGGGCCGCAGGCUUGGGAGGGAGCAGCUUUAUGUGUCAACCCCAACGCUUAAAAUACUCUCAUUAAAUUAUUUUCUAGUAUUUUUGUAUGUGUUUUACUGUAGUCUAUUAUAUCCAAAAUAAACCUCCAGAAGAAAGCUUUGA